Messenger RNA from Gymnodraco acuticeps, 1429 nucleotides. RefSeq names its product peroxisome proliferator-activated receptor gamma, coactivator 1 beta (gene ppargc1b). Lineage: Eukaryota; Metazoa; Chordata; Actinopteri; Perciformes; Bathydraconidae. Gene Ontology annotation, cellular component: nucleus. The record is from RefSeq and is a predicted model, not a curated record. Gene Ontology annotation, molecular function: nucleic acid binding; transcription factor binding. Gene Ontology annotation, biological process: positive regulation of transcription by RNA polymerase II.
GUCUCACCCCUCCCACCACCCCGCCUCACAAACCAGUGGAGGAUGAGCUCUUCAAACCUUCAGAGGCAGGAAAACCCAGCGAUGUUGUCGGCGUUUCCACGAAGGCUUCCUCGUCCUGGUUUUCUCGCGCUCACCCUCCACGGAAGCUUCUGGAACAAACGGAGCUUUACGCCCAGUUGCGGCGCAUGGGUCAGGCGGGCGCCAACGAAUCCUACCGGACCUUCGGAGAUCACGACUACUGCGCGCUGAGCCUCGGGGAGAGCAGGAAACGCAGCGCCGACAUGUUGGGCGCCAUGUUACAGGCGCAAAGUGGGGGAAUGGAUGGUAGCAAAGCACCGAAAAAUGUAGACGAUCAGGGGUCGAGGGAGAGAGAGAGGGAGAGAGAGGAAGUGAUGGUGGCGUCACAGAUAGCAGAAUUGCUGGAGCAGCAGAUCACGACCACCACGACCAAAACGACGAGGAAGUUGGUGAUUUCUUCGUUGCCGCCGCCCUCUCACUGCCAGUCGGCGACCGCUACGCCGCCGGUGUCCGAGGAGGAGGCGGAGAGAUCGUCUGCAUCUCGCUCGCCAUCACCCACAAUGCACCUGUGUCCCGACUCCCCCGCCAGCAAGACAGACUCCAGUGAGAACUCGGAGAUCUGUCCCGACGACAAGCAGAGGAACAAAGCCAAGUCUGACGAGGACAACUGCCAGGUGUUCUACAUCCACAACCUGCCAACCAGCGUGACCCAGAACAUGCUGCGGAAACGCUUCCAGGUUUUCGGAAAACCCGAGGACUGCAAAGUCAUCAUCUGCAACGAGGAGCGCUGUGGGGUGAUAAAGCUCCGUCAGGCGGGGGUUCAGAAGCAGUGGAGGGAACGAGAGCCAGUUUUCCAGAACGCUCCUGCAGGUGUGAGGCUGCUGACGAGGAAACGCUACAUAGAUCUUGACGAGGCAGGCCCGGGCCCCGUGAAGAGCAAGUACGAUGCACUGGACUUUGACACUCUGCUGAAGGAGGCCCAGAAGUCCUUGCACCGCUGACAGCGCCCCCUCCUGGCAGCCUUAGUGAACUACACCCUCUACUACAGGGCCCUCAGAAAGGCCCAUUAGUACCCCCAUGCAAGGCAACCUCGCAAAAUGUUUACAUUUUUACCAUUGGAAUAAAGUAGUGAUAAGGACUUCAUUGUUUUUUUUUUGUUUUUUUUUCUUUCACCGGAGGAUAUAUUGCUUAAAAACGAGGAAUCCACCGGAGAGCAAAAGGACUUACAACAGUACAACGAGUACGAACGAUAAUGAUACAGCUGUUUGCUGAAAAUAACCGUCUGUUGGUGACUUCAGAGGACCUCUGUAGCAAAACCUUGCUAUUCCUGCGUUGGUCGUCGUGGUGUGUGUGUUUCUGCGUGUGCGUGUUAUUCGUUCUGUUCGUUUUGUAAUAAAAAAAGAUAAAACCU